Messenger RNA from Varanus komodoensis (Komodo dragon), 2265 nucleotides. RefSeq names its product formin-1-like. The record is from RefSeq and is a predicted model, not a curated record. The transcript is spliced from 4 exons. Bases 1 to 2085 code for a protein of 694 amino acids. Lineage: Eukaryota; Metazoa; Chordata; Lepidosauria; Squamata; Varanidae.
AUGGAAGGCACUCAUACUGUCCUCCAGUUGCACAAGCCCAUUAUGGAGCUUUGCUAUGUCAGUUUCUAUCUUCCAAAGGGAAAAGUCAGGGGAUUUACAUAUACAGGCUGUGUAACUCUAGACGCAUCGAAUAAACGUUUUCAUAAUUGCUAUCAAGUGAGGGAAGGCUAUGAACAGGCAGGAUUGAGAGCACAGACCUGUGAAAACAUUGGAGAUAUCUUUUUCAAACAAACAACAACUAAGGAUAUUCUCACUGAACUGUAUAAACUAAAUGCUGAGAAGGAAAGGCUCCUUGCUACUCUUCUCAGUUCAACCAACAUUCUAGGUGUUAAAAUGGGAAAUCAGGAUGGAAAGCUGCAAGAAGUUUCUGAAAGCCUGAAAUAUAAAGACGAUGACCGCCUACAUCCACAAGGGUCUCUUUUGGGAUCCAUGGAGAAGAAGUCCAUUCUGAAAAACAAAAGAAACAGCAAACGGAGAGACAGCAUUGAGGACUUCAUGAACAAAAAAUUGAAAAGAAAGAUGCCUGCAGUUUUGGAACGUCCAGCACCAAACUGCAAAGAAAUAUUAUUGGAAAAUAACAAAUUACAUUCUACCAAAAAUUCUGCUAAUGUUUCCUCUGUUCUUUUUACAAAUUCUUAUCAGAAGAAGGUGGAAGGCAAAGAUGAUUUGUUAUCAGAUGUGAAUAAACUGCCGGAAAGAUCAAGGAAAGAGUACUUGCUUGAGGACAGUCAAGCAAUAGGAUCUGAUACAGAUCUUUCUCUUUCUUUCUCUGAAUAUGACAAUGAUGUGUUUGGACACUGUUUUGCACAUUCCAAUCAUAGUCUCUUAGAUGAUGUAGAGGAUGCCCUUAAAGUGAACCAAGUGCAGCAAAGCAGCCCUUUGCAGAACACUUUUCAAGAAACUUCCAUUAAAAAACCCAAGGCCUUUGAUAAGACUGUGGCAUCUGAGGUGGUGCAUGGGUAUAAUCUUGCAGAAAACUGCAAAAGCAAACAUAAAGACAAAGACAGAAAAACACAAGAUUUGGAAGACCAGCUACAGAAUGUUGACAGCACUUCUAUAGAAUUUGGUGAAAGAUCUUAUGCCAUGAAUAACAUGAGCAAAGAAUCAAUGGGUUCUGUUUUUGCUAGCAUGAUACCGGAGAAAGCACAUGAAGGCUGUAUUCAACACAUUAAAGAAGAACAAGAUCAUGUUGUUAAUGAACGAUAUUGUUUAGAAGGAGCAAUCAAUAAAACGUUACUGAAAGUUAUACAGAAUGAUAGAUUAGAUGACACUGCUGAAUGGAAGAGAUUCCAGCACAUAUCAAGCCCAACAGGCUUGAUACAUGAAAAACGGGCUCCAGUACCCCAAGCGAACAAGCAUUUGGCUUUACACCUGCCAAUAAAUGUGAAUCCUGAUAUUUGCCAGACCAGGACCAACAUUAAGCAAGAGGAUAAAGGGCCACUGUCUCCAUCGUUACUAGCAGUUAGCAAUGUUUUUAAUACUUCAUAUCCACCAUCCAAUACACACAAGCAGAUGUCACCUCUUCCUUCUCCUCUGUCUUCAAGCCUGCCUAGCCCACAGCUGCACCACAGAAUACUUCCGUUGCCUGCACAGGACACUGAAGAAUCAGUGCUUCGUGAGCAUCACAAUUCAGGUCAUUCUGCUACAAAGUUCCCAUUGGGGAAAGACUUGAAAGUACAGUUGCAUCCCAGUUUUUCUGAUUUUGGACAUCCUGGACUUUUUAUGAGACAACCAGGCCUAUAUCAGGAUGCUAGCGUGGACCGUCCUGAAAAAAGUAGCCCUCCAGAAAAAAACAGUGUUCCACUACAGCCUCAACUACAUUCAGGUAUUACAACAGAAGCUGCUUUGAAGAAUGACUUCUCAGAACAGGCAGCUAAUAUGCAUGUCAUAAAUAGAGAUGAUGAUGCCUGGGUUUUAGAUUGCAGGUUGGAACUAUCCACCCAUUUCAGUGAGUCAGGAAGAGCCGACAGAAAUGUGCUUCAUCUAGACCUAAAUUUUAUCCCUGUGCCAUAUCCCACACCCAGUACCAGGAGCAGAUUUUUUAGGAAACUGAAGUGGGAACUCUCCUCCAAUCAUAGGCGAUAAUUGAGGAUCCAAGACAGUGUGAUGCAUGGCUUAGAUUUCUUGAUCUAGCAAGAUGAAACCUGCAGCAAAGCGGAAGCGUGAAAUUUUUUUAUUCAGCUUCAAGGGCUUACUCAAACUUUUCAGCAAUCACCACGCUAAAGAAGUUUAAAAGAAGGCAUGUUGAUUUUGAAAUACUUUUCU